This is a messenger RNA of Durio zibethinus, 2882 nucleotides long. Its product is annotated as G-type lectin S-receptor-like serine/threonine-protein kinase At4g27290. Gene Ontology annotation, biological process: recognition of pollen; protein phosphorylation. Gene Ontology annotation, molecular function: protein serine/threonine kinase activity; ATP binding. NCBI's taxonomy places the organism in Eukaryota, Viridiplantae, Streptophyta, Magnoliopsida, Malvales, Malvaceae. The record is from RefSeq and is a predicted model, not a curated record.
UUUUUGUUGCCGGGGUGUGUGGUUUACAACUCUCUGAUAACGAUUAGAAAUUUCUGCUGAAGAUGGUGAAACAUUCAAAUAUCCUUGACAAAAGAAAAUGAAAUCGCGAUAGCCUUUAAAAACAAUUACUUCGUUCUUAGUGUUUCUUCCUAUCAAUGGAAGGCUUUGCUAUAAUUCUCCUUUGUUCCUUUAUGUUGUCUAAUCUCACUUUAUCCAUUACAGUGGAAACCUUGAAUUCAACUCAGUCAAUUAGAGAUGGUGAAACGAUAGUUUCAGAAGGAGGAAGAUUUGAGCUAGGUUUCUUUACCCCAGGUUCCAGCAGCAAGAGAUACUUGGGAAUAUGGUACAGGAACAUUUCUGUCCAGACUGUUGUAUGGGUGGCCAACAGAGAAGAACCCCUCCAAGAUUUGUCAGGUGUUCUGAAACUUACCAACCAGGGGAUUCUAGUCCUUCUAAAUCAUGAAGGGAGCACUGUUUGGUCCUCCAACUCAUCCAGGCCUGCCCGCAGUCCAGUUGCACAGCUCUUGAAUUCAGGAAACCUCAUUGUCAAAGAGGAGAAUGAAAACAACCCUGAAAGCUUCUUCUGGCAGAGCUUUGAUUAUCCAAGUGACACAUUGCUACAAGGAAUGAAGCUUGGAAGGAACUUAAUUACAGGCCUGGAUCGUUACCUGUCAUCCUGGAGGAGUCCUGAUGAUCCUUCUCAUGGUAAUUUUACUUAUCGGUAUGAGGUUGGUGGCUUUCCAGAGUGUAUACUGAGAGAGGGUUCAGUUGUGCAAUUUCGUCCUGGUCCCUGGAAUGGUUUGCGGUUUAGUGGAACACCUGAACUAAAACCAAAUUCUUUAUUUACAUUUGGAGUUGUGUUCAAUGAGAAGGAGGUAUAUUUCAGCUACAAACUUCGUAAUAGCUCAACUCUUUCAAUGUUGGUGUUAACUCACGAUGGAUUUUGGCAGCGCCACAAAUGGAUUGAGAGAACAGAACGUUGGGAAGUUUAUGUUACAGUACAAAUGGAUAACUGUGACAAUUAUGCACUCUGUGGUUCAUAUGGUACCUGCACUGCAAGUAACUUCCCAGAAUGCAGUUGCUUGAAGGGAUUUGUGCCAAAAUUUCCAGAAAAAUGGGACAGUAAACUUUGGACAGAUGGGUGUGUUCGAAAGACUCCAUUAAACUGCUCUAGUGAUGGAUUUAUAAAGUACUCUGGAGUAAAGUUGCCAGAUUCACGACAAUCCUCGUUUAACUACAGCAUGAAUCUUGAGCAGUGCAAGAACCUCUGCAAAAAGAACUGCUCAUGUACAGCUUAUGCGAAUUUGGAUAUAAGAAAAGGAGGAAGUGGAUGCUUACUUUGGUUUGUUGACCUCGUUGACAUUAGAGAGUUCACUGAAAAUGGACAAGAAAUUUAUAUAAGAAUGGCUGCAUCAGAACUAGACCAAACUGAGAGCAUUACAUCCAACAAGAAGGAAAGAAUGAGGAUUGCAGUCAUCUGUAUCUUCUCUAUAGCAGUGUUGAUCCUUGGCUUAGCCCUGGUCUUGUAUCUUUGGAGGAAGACGUGCAAUAAAAAACCUGGAUUGCUGACACCAAUUUCUGAAAGAAGUUCUAACAUUAAAAUUCAGAAGGAAGAUCUAGAGUUACCAGAAUUUGACUUAGCCACAAUUGCUUGUGCCACCAAUAACUUUUGGACAGCAAAUAAACUGGGAGACGGUGGCUUUGGAUCUGUCUAUAAGGGUAUCUUGAAGGAUGGACAAGAAAUUGCUGUAAAGAGGCUAUCAAAAAGUUCUAGCCAAGGACUUUAUGAAUUUAAAAAUGAAGUAAUGCAUGUUGCAAAACUUCAGCACCGGAAUUUAGUAAAGCUUUUAGGAUUCUGCAUUCAAGGAGAUGAAAAGAUGCUGAUCUAUGAAUUUAUGCCUAACAAAAGCCUGGACUUCUUUAUUUUUGAUCAAUCUCAAAGCAUGUCACUCGAUUGGCCUAUGCGUUACCACAUUAUCAAUGGAAUUGCUCGCGGGCUUCUUUAUCUCCAUCAAGAUUCAAGACAAAGAAUAAUACAUAGAGAUCUUAAAGCUGGUAAUGUUUUAUUGGACAAUGAAAUGAGUCCAAAAAUUUCAGAUUUUGGGCUGGCUAGAAGUUUUGGAGAAAAGGAAACUACAGCAAAUACGAAGAAAGUGGUGGGAACAUAUGGUUACAUGGCUCCUGAGUAUGCAAUUGAUGGGCUCUACUCCAUUAAAUCAGAUGUGUUUAGCUUUGGUGUGUUGGUGCUAGAGAUAGUGAGUGGGAAGAGAAACAGAGGAUUCUGUCAUCCAGAUCAUCAGCUUAAUCUUCUUGGACAUGCAUGGAGACUAUUUACAGCAGGGGAUUCCUUGGAGUUGAUUUCAUCACCAAUUAGGCAAACAUGCAAUACUUCAGAAGUGUUAAGAUCGAUUCACGUAGGGCUAUUAUGCGUGCAGAAAAGUUCAGAAGAUAGACCAAACAUGUCAAAUGUGGUUCUGAUGUUGGGAAGCCAAGGCCCCUUGCCUCAGCCUAAACAACCAGGUUUUUUCAGUGAAAGGGAUCUGGUAGAAUCUAGUUCUUCAACAACCAGGCACAAACUGCUUUCACCUAAUGAUUACACGGUUACAUUGUUAGGGGCAAGAUAAAUAAAUGUCCUUUCAUGUUAAUUUCAUAGUGCAAGUGAACUCUUGGAAGGGAUUAUGUUGUUGAAAUAUAUUUACUGUCUUUGCGGUGUCUAAGUUUCUUCUAUUCAGUUUCAUGUUCAAAGUUUUUCUUAUAUUUCGUUUUGACUCUUCGUUUAACUGAUUAACAUUUCUUAUUAUAGUUCCAAAAGAAUACUGUCAAAAUUCAUGUUAUCGGACACUAUCAACUAGAUAUCAACACUUGUAUAGUUAUAUUCAUAU